AAACAGUUUACUGAUCAAGACAAGGAAACGCUUCUUGUUGAGGCAGAUGCCUCACGAUCGCGAUGGCCGAUAGGAAUGAUUUGGAAAAGAAGAGGAAAGCCUAUGAAGAUGCAUUGCAAAUACAUGACAAUAUAGUGGGAAUAAUUGAGAACUAUGACGAAGAACCAGAAAAUAUUCUGAGAGCCAAAAGAGCCAUGCUACAUUAUAUAUGCCAGGGAAUGGAUCCAAAGGAAAAAGAGUUUAGAAAAAAAGUUAAUAAAUUGGUACGAGGAGAGGAUGACAUACCACGCCAUGAUGAUGUAUAUAAGUUUGAAGAGGACCAGGAUAACCAAGACAGUACAGAUGGAGAAAAGAGUAGUUACAAGGAAGGUAGAGAUGUUACUGACAGUGUUCCCAGAGACAGUGGGACAAAGGACAUAGGAAAAAGACACCCAGACACACCCCAGACAGAUAGGGGCACAGAAAACACAGAUCAGGAACCACGAGGCACAGCUGAGACAGAUAGGGACACAGAAAUCACAGAUCAGGAACCACGAGGCACAGCUGAAGAUGAUUUUCGAUAUACAAUAGGAAAGCAACGACGUCUUGCUGUUUAUAUUGGUGUUAGACAAUUUGAAAAAAGAGGUAGUGAUGGGGAAAGUGAUGGGACAGGUGUAUAUGAUGAUACAAUGAAUAGGGAACGUGAAGAAAAGAGGGAUAGAAGUGAGGCACGACUAGCUUUGAAAUCCCUAGGCUUUACCUUUAAACGCAAUCCUACAAAGGAAACUACAAAAGAGAAAGUUGAUAAAUUUAUUGAAACAGUUUUGACAGAUGAUGAAAACAAGAAAGUGGAUAUCAUUGUUGUACUGAUCAGCUCACACGGAGAGGAAGUCAAAGAGCAAGAUGAACACAGCAAGGACAAAAAUGUUCUUCGUCAUCGUAUUUUGUUGGAAGACAAGUAUUUGUACACGGACGAACUUUUGAAACGAUUCAAUACAAGUGCAUUAAAAGGCAUACCCAAGCUAUUCUUCAUCCAGGCAUGUCGCUCAGGAUUUGGUGCAAAGGAAGAAGAUGUUGUGGAUAAAGGUGUGGGAAUUUCUGUCGAAGUUCAAGGGAAUUCUGAAUUAGAAAAAGACUUGGCGGCCAGCCGAAGUAAUGGACAUAGGGACAUAUCUGAUGCCAGACCAAGGAACCUAAAACCAAAAGUUACAACAGCACCCCAACCAGGCACAGAAGUGGCAGACGACACAAAAGAGGCCAAUACACGAGCAAACGUCCCUCAUGUGAAGCCACCCGUGGAUACACCACCAGAAGGAGACAAGACAGUUAACAGCCGUGAUGAUGUUAAAAGCCAUAAUGACGUAUCAGAUGCCAGACCAAGGAAUCAAACAUCAGGUUUGACCAAUCCACAAUCAUCUACACUGGAACCCAUACAAAAUGCAGGAGGGGCUAAACCGCUUAUAGACAUCGCUACAGAAUCUGAGGAAAAACAAUCCAUGGAUACCCCUGAAGUAAAAGACAACUCAGUUGCCAAAAAGACAUCAGAUUUAGCUGAUGUCAGACAACCAAAACCUGAUGUUGAUACGACACUUCAGGUUGUUCCCCAGCAGGAAAUCCCGUCCAUAACGUGUAUCGAAGACAGUUUGGUUAUGUUUGCUUCAGCACCAGGAAAAGAGGCAUACAGGCGAUCAAGCGAAGGUGGAUGGAUGAUGCAAUCAGUUAUUAAGGAACUGGAAAGCUGGCCAUCACAUCCAGACCAGGACUUGUUACAGGUUCUUACCAAAGUUAUUGGUAAAAUUGCCAUUGAAAAUGAGACAGAUAAGGGCUACAAGUCAGCAGCUUGCCUCACCCACAUGUUGAUCAAGGAUGUAUAUCUCUGUUAGAGGAAAUAUAUCAAAGCUAUGGGACACAAUCCCAAGUGCCAUUUAAUUUUAUGUUGAUAAAAGGUGAAUAAAUUAACAAUAAGGUGAGUCACUCAACACAUAGAUUUAUAAACAGUGAUGUCAUUGUCUUUAUGUAUGAUUGGAUAGAUAUGAUGUUUAUAGUAUACAAUUUUGUAUACUGUGUUAGUACAAUGUUCAGAAUUGUAUAUAUGACUACAGGUACUUGAUGAAUUAAGAUGUUAUAAAUGAUUUUGUAUACAUCUAUAGCAGGACUGGAGUGGGUCGAUCGCCAGCGACCAGACGGUUUAGUUGGUUAAAGCAUCCGUCUAGAGUUUGGAUGGUCCCUGGUUCUAAUCUGGUCUGUCUAUGUAUUUUCCCACUCUUGUUACCUAUGGCAACCGACACAACAUACCAGCAGAAGUUGUUAUAGUGUCUCUUGUAUCUUCGGGGUUGAAGAAUUUGUUAUUGUAACUGAACUGGACUGGGUCGAUUACUGGUGACCAGGUAGCUCAAUUGGUUAAGUAUUCGUCUAGAGUUUGGAGUGUCCCAGGUUCCAAUCCUGGUCGGGUCGUACUUUUUCCACUCCUGUUACAUAUGUUACAAAUUAACAUAGUUACCUGUAUUUCUACCAACAUUAAAUAUUUGCCAAUAUGUUCGUAAUGACAUUCAUUAAGUAUUUAAUGGUGUAUAUGUGAUUGUGUAAGUAUGUAGAAUAUCUGAUGUGCAGAUAUGUUGUGUACAUUGAUUGUAUGUAUAUUUUACCACAUUGUAUAUAUAUAACCUGAGUUACCUUAUGAUCAAUGCACAGUAUACUACAUUGUAAUAAUGCUUGAGUACAUUGUAUAUACAUUAUGCAAUAUAACAGUUUCACAACAUUGUAUGGUGUGUAUUAAGUGUAUUAGCAUUGUUUAUACGAUUGUGAAGGUUUAUUAUGACUUACAUUUGUUUGUGUAGGCAUGUUAUAAUUAUAAAGACCAUACAGUAGUUUUGUAUAUGAUAAGACAAAGGUGCUGAUGUCUGUCUGUAUUGCAGGGAAAUAGGCUGGUCCCAAUUUAUUAAAGAAAGAAACUUUUGACACAAUGAUGUUUUCCCAAUUUUUUUAAGAAUAUUUUUGUUUUAUUAAUCUUGUUGUCAACCUGAAAUCAAACAUUAAACUUCAGAUUGCUGAACCAUUGCUCAAACCGAUUGAACGAUUUGGUUGAUGGAACUGUCCUUGCCCAGUUGUUCUACAGUUUUAAGAUAAAGUUUGAUAUAUAACAUGAUACAUGUCCAUACAUUUUAUCAUACAGACUGUUAAAUACUUUUAAAUUCAGAUCUAUGGCGAGUUUUUUAAAAAAAUCAAAUAUACUUCAUUAACGAUUAAAAACAGAAAUAUAUUUAGAUUAUAUACUACAAAGAAGGAUAUGGCAGCUCUGCAGUAUAUAAUAUGCAUUUCGUGUUGAUCUCAAAUUCCAGUUAGUGUCAUAUCUUCAUUGAAAAGCAGCAAUAUCAUUCUCCUCAUCUUUCACCCAUCAGCUUUAAUCAAUUAAUAAACCAGAUUUCCAGUAGUUCUAUAUUAAUUCCAGUAGUUCUAUAUUAAUUCUUGGUUUAGCAUUCCCUUCAUCAUUUCAAUGAUAUUAUGUUGAUUAUUUCCUAACAUUGGUUUUGUCACCAAAUAAUAUUCGGAAAUAUAUGUUUUUGUAAGCAAGUAAAUGUUUUAUAUAUUGCUAAACUGAAUUGAUGUAUGCCGAUAUGCGCAC
Molecule: messenger RNA, 3601 nt
Organism: Mizuhopecten yessoensis (Yesso scallop)
Lineage: Eukaryota; Metazoa; Mollusca; Bivalvia; Pectinida; Pectinidae
Exons: 13
Coding region: 63-1862 (599 amino acids)
Biological process (GO): proteolysis
Molecular function (GO): cysteine-type endopeptidase activity
Source: RefSeq, a predicted model, not a curated record